GACCCAGAUCUCAUAUCAAUUAAGAUUCAAUUGCCACAAAAUUCUCAUUGGCAAAUUACCAAAUUCAAUAUUUAACGCAAAAAAAAUCACAGCACCCAUCAAAGAACUUUUUUUUUCUAUUUCAAAAAAUGAAAAUUUUUCAUCAAAAAUUAAGAAAAUGAAAUUUUUGAUUCUUUUAAUCAUAAUUAACACAGCAAUAAGCUCAUCAUCAUCCUACAUUUACGACGAUCGUUUGAAAAGUCUUCAGUCUCAAAUAAAUGAUGUGAAAAUAAAAGUUGAUGGUCUGCUAAAAUCUUGUAAAAAUGAAACAAAUUCAACAUCAGAUGAUGGAAGGUAUAAAGGAAGUGUGUCUACAUUUCUGCAUAAUAAUGGAACUGACAAUCUACAUCAGAAUGAAACUGCUGCAAAUACAUCAUCAACUUCAAACUAUUUGACCGAAAUUAAGGAAAAGAUUCAAAAAUUCUUUCACAUCAAGAAAGAUUCUAAAAAUAAAGAAGUGACGAAGAUCAAGCGAUGUCUUUCCAAAACUGUAGGUCGGAACUGUGAGAAAGUCGAUAUGAAACUGUCAAAUGAUGAGGAGGUUAAGCAACUUCUUAUGAAAUUUUUCAAAUGUUUGAGUCUUCAUGGUGGAAAAGUUUUUAAUGCAAGUGACAUAAUUCAAGCAGACCCACCCGACCUCAAUAACUACGAUUUUGCAUCCACAACAGCAUGUCCAGAAAAGGAAGAAGACGAAAAUGACACCACAAGAACUCAGGCAUACUUAAGAUACCUAGCAAGUAGCAAACAUACAGUCGAAGAAAUAGGAAAGCCAAAAUUUAAGAAACCAGACCUGAAAAAGACACAAGAAAUCAUCGACAAUGCGAAAAGUUCAAUGUGGAUUAAUUUUGAGGUUGAAGAAGUGUCAACAACGGCUCCGAAAACAACAACUGAGGAAUAUGAGAAUGUCCCGGAACUACCAAUUCUGAAAAGAGAAGCUGAAAAAGACACCAAAAAAGACAAAAGAAAUGGACUUUUUAAAGGAAUCAUAAAUUCAGUCAGUGACUUUCAGUAUGAAGUUCCAAAUGUUGCAUUAAGCCUCGAGCAGUCAACACCAGAUGGACGUGAGGAAUCGAUAGAUGAAGUCAAUAAAUUGGUCCAAAAGAUAUCAAUCCAGCAGCAAGAAGAUUUAAUGAAGUUCCUUGAUCAGCUCAACGAGAAGCCAAAAGAAUUCAAAUUUAAUGUCGAUAAAUAUUUCAUGCUGGCUUUUGAGAACCUGACAAAGUCUGGAAAUGAGAAUUUAGAUGAGUCUGACAACAACACAAAUGUUGGUGCCAAAAAGUAUUUCGAGUUUGAUUCCGGAGCUAAAAAGAAGAGACAUACAAAAGAUAAGAGAAUCCAGGAACUAUCGCAGCAUUUCGUCAAUCAGUUUAAAGACCAUCGGGAUGAGAAAUUUGUGGAUUAUAAGAAAGUUGUGGAACAUGCUUACAAUCAUCAUGUUGACAAUUCGUUCCUUGAUAAAAGUUUCAGACUUAACGACGGUUCCAGCAAGACAAGUGAGCUUAUCAAGCCAAUGCACAUCAUUAAUAAUUUAAAAAGUCCUAAAGAAAUUAACAUGGAUAUUGAACUAGGGGAGCAGAUUAAGGAAAUUGAAGAUGACUUCCAUCCAGCAGACAGUAAAAGAACAGAUUCUGAAGGUGCUGUAGAUGCUCCAUUUUAUAAGACUGAAGGAGUUUUGGAUAUGAAUGAAUUUGAUGAAUUUUCGCCGUAGAAUUUUUUUUUUUAAUUUAUGAGAAGUUUGGAUGGGAUGUUACGAAAUAUUGUGUAACUGGCUAUGCUAAAUAUUUAUUUUAUCUGUAUUGGAAGUGAAGCUCAAUAAAUAAUUUGAUGUUUA
Chironomus riparius is the source of this 1870-nucleotide messenger RNA. The record is from the annotation of a GenBank genome assembly. NCBI's taxonomy places the organism in Eukaryota, Metazoa, Arthropoda, Insecta, Diptera, Chironomidae.